AUGGCUAAGGGGGCCCGGCCCAGCGGAAAAUCCCAAGGCGCAGAAAUUACAAUCCAGAUCAAAGAGCCUGCAGGGAGAACACUGGGGACACCGUCCAGGAAGGGCACGCGCUCAGUGCUCAGGGUGUCCCAGCUACUGCUCAGGGCCAUCGCUGACCAACCGCGGCUGACUCUGGCAGAGCUCAAGAAGGAGCUGGGAAAUGCUGGCUAUGAAGUGCACCAGAAGAUCAAAGGAGACAACCAGGACUCUACCAGGUCUGAGAGGGGUACGCUUCUGCGGGUCAGUGGCAGCGAUACCACAGGCUGCUUCAGGGUCUGGAAGGUUCCUAAAUCCAGGAAAAAGGUGGGACGGUCCUGGCUGGUGCUGGGCCGCCGCUCUUCAAGGAAGACCCUGCUCCAAACCCCAUCCCGAUCAACAUCACCAAGACUACGCAGACCCUGCUCGCGUCGCAAGGCAGCCAAGAAGGCCAGAGAAUUCUGGAGUCACAAGUCUAGGAUUUUGAAGGCAAAGUCCAGGAUAACCAGAUCAAUGGUUAGGACAAGCAUCAGGUCAAGGGCCAGGUCAAGGGCGAGUUCAAGAGGAAGGUCAAGAGUGAGGUCUAGAGCCAAGGCCCAGGUGUGUGCCAGGGCCCAGGAACAGGCUUGUUCCAGGGGCAAGGAACAGGCUCGUGCCAGGGGCAAGGAACAGGCUCGUGCCAGAACCAGGGCACAGAAGUGUGUCCAGGGCCGGAAGCAGGAGUGCACCAACACCAGAGAAGAGGCACAGAUGGGAACCAGGAUGCAAACCAGGGCCAGGAGCCGGCCAAACUCGAAAUCCAGGGACGAGAAGAGGCAGGAACCUGAGAGGGUGGUAAAACGAACCAUCCAGAAACCAGCUGUGGCUAUAGUUAACAGUGUUUCCAGCCUACAAGGAAAAGCACGCACCAAGGCUUCUGCGAAAAGCGACAGUCCUGGGUGCUCGAGGAAUCCUUAA
Molecule: messenger RNA, 972 nt
Organism: Alexandromys fortis (reed vole)
Lineage: Eukaryota; Metazoa; Chordata; Mammalia; Rodentia; Cricetidae
Gene: H1-7
Product: H1.7 linker histone
Exons: 2
Coding region: 1-972 (323 amino acids)
Source: RefSeq, a predicted model, not a curated record